This is a messenger RNA of Melitaea cinxia (Glanville fritillary), 1331 nucleotides long. RefSeq names its product putative nuclease HARBI1. The coding region runs from base 185 to 1258 and encodes 357 amino acids. Lineage: Eukaryota; Metazoa; Arthropoda; Insecta; Lepidoptera; Nymphalidae. The record is from RefSeq and is a predicted model, not a curated record. The transcript has 5 exons.
UUUGACUUUGACAAAUCUUAUUUGACUUAUCUGUGAUCCAAAUUUGCAAUCCCUAACAUUUGGUGGUUUCCGUUGCGAUCUUUUUUUCUUUAUUACUUUUCAUCAAUUAGGUACUUCACCUUUUUAAAUUUUAUCACCUUAUUUAUAAUCACCUUAAUAUCAAUCCGGCAUUCAAUUGUAAAAAAUGUACAGUGAUAGUGAAAGUGACUUGGAGUUGGAAGUGCUAGAACAGCUUUCAGAUUGGGAUGAUGACGAACUUCUUCCGGCGCCUCGUAAAAGUUUUACGCGGAUCAACCACUUGCGUUUACUAAAUGAAGCUGAAUUUACAUUUAGAUUUAGAAUCAAUAAAACUGCGGUAGAGUCACUCUUAUCAGAAAUUAUGCCAUUUAUAAAAGUAACCUCAAAGCGAAAUAAUGGGGUUUCACCGCUUCACCAGCUAUUGCUGACUCUUCGAUUCUAUGCAUUAGGCACAAUGCUUAUUGCUGUAGGAGACUUUGUAGGGGUGUCAAAGUCAACAGCAUGCAGAAUUGUUCAAAAUAUAUCGAAAUCAAUUGCAAAGUUAUAUAACAAGUACAUUUAUAUGCACCAAAACAGUGUUAAUAAGUUUUACCAAAUAGCCCAUUUCCCACGUGUUCUUGGUGCAAUAGAUGGUACUCAUAUACGUAUACAAUCUCCAAUGCAAGCAAUCGGUGAAGAAUUCAGGAAUAGAAAAGGUUACUUUUCUUUAAACGUUCAGGCUGUAUGUGAUGCAGAUUUGAGACUGAUGAAUGUAGUAGCUCGUUGGCCUGGUUCUGCACAUGAUGCUACUAUCUUUAACAAUUCUGUUUUGAGAGCUCAGUGUGACAUUGGGACCUUUGGCAACCGCUGGUUACUUGGUGAUAGUGCCUAUCCCAAUAGAGCAUAUUUACUAACACCAGUUUUAAAUCCAAGUAAUAGCUCAGAACAAAAAUACAAUGAUGCUCAUAUUGCAACAAGGAAUCUAAUUGAACGUACUUUUGGUGUAUGGAAGCGUCGUUUCCCAGUUAUUUUUUUGCCUCUGCGCUUGUCACUUGCAAAUGUUCAAGCAGUUAUAAUAGCAACAGCAGUUCUACACAAUAUCUGUAGAAAAUACAACAUGCAAGAAAUGCCUUCAGAAGUAGAGUUGCCAGCAAGCCUAGUAACAGAUCCUUCUGUUGCAGACACUCAAUCUCAAGCUCUGGGAUUGCAAGAUAUUGUUGAAAGGAAUGAGCUUAUAAAUGGAUAUUUUUCGACUUUGUAAGAGGAAUUCAAUAUUAUUGAUGAAUUUUUAGUUUCUAAUGUAUAAAUAAAGUAAAUAGUAUAAAUUAUUUUAA